Messenger RNA from Telopea speciosissima, 1468 nucleotides. Its product is annotated as protein DETOXIFICATION 21-like. Gene Ontology annotation, molecular function: xenobiotic transmembrane transporter activity; antiporter activity. Gene Ontology annotation, biological process: xenobiotic detoxification by transmembrane export across the plasma membrane. Gene Ontology annotation, cellular component: membrane. Lineage: Eukaryota; Viridiplantae; Streptophyta; Magnoliopsida; Proteales; Proteaceae. The transcript is spliced from 7 exons. The record is from RefSeq and is a predicted model, not a curated record. Bases 12 to 1439 code for a protein of 475 amino acids.
AAGAGGAGGAAAUGGAAAAGGAUUUGAAUGCGAAGCUUCUGCAAGAAAGGAGGGAAGGAGAAGGAUCAGGAGGGGCGGUUGAGGGAGAUGAGGAGGAGAAGGAUUUGGGGAAGAAAGUGUGGAGCGAGUGGAAGAAGCUAUGGGUAGUGGCUGCUCCUGCAAUCUUCACGAGGUUCUCCACAUUCGGCAUCCAAGUCAUCAGUCAGGCCUUCAUCGGCCAUAUCGGCUCUGUAGAGUUAGCUGCAUAUGCUCUCGUCGCUACUGUCCUCUUGAGGUUCGCCAAUGGUAUCUUGUUGGGCAUGGCCAGUGCACUAGAAACUUUGUGCGGGCAAGCAUAUGGAGCAGGGCAAUACCAUAUGUUAGGCAUCUACCUUCAAAGAUCAUGGAUUGUUCUGUUCAUUUGUUCACUAUUUCUUCUUCCCUUCUUCUUCUUCACAACUCCAAUUCUAAAGCUAUUAGGCCAAGAAGACCAUAUUGCGGAGGUAGCGGGGACAAUAGCACGGUGGUUCAUACCUGUGACGUUUUCAUUCAUCAUAUCCUUCACCUGCCAAAUGUAUCUGUCUGCACAGAGCAAAAACUUGAUCAUUGCAUACUUGGCAGCAGCUGCGCUUGCAAUCCACCUCUUUUUGUCAUGGCUUUUAACAGUGAAGUACAAAUAUGGACUUCCUGGUGCAAUGAUAUCAACAAUCUUAGCGUUUUGGAUUCCAAAUGUGGGUCAGUUUAUGUUUGUUACUUGUGGAGGCUGUCCUGAAACAUGGAAUGGUUUUUCUCUUCUUGCUUUCAAGGAUCUCUGGCCAGUCAUCAAGCUCUCACUGUCAUCUGGUGCUAUGCUCUGUCUCGAGCUUUGGUACAACACAAUCUUAGUUCUUUUAACAGGGAAUAUGAAAAAUGCUGAAGUUGCCAUUGAUGCUCUGGCUAUCUGCCUCAAUAUCAAUGGGUGGGAGAUGAUGAUAUCUCUUGGUUUCUUGACUGCAGCAAGUGUGCGGGUGUCAAAUGAACUUGGAAGAGGGAGCUCGAAAUCUGCGAAAUUUUCAAUUGUGGUAGCUGUUCUUACGUCGCUAUCCAUUGGAAUUGUUCUGUUCUUUCUGUUUCUGUUUCUUCGGGGGAGACUGGCUUAUAUAUUUACAAACAGUCGUGAAGUGGCCCAAGCAGUUGCCAAUCUUUCACCUCUGUUAGCUUGCUCUAUACUUCUGAACAGUGUUCAACCAGUCCUCUCAGGGGUUGCUAUUGGUUCCGGCUGGCAGAGCAUUGUAGCUUAUGUAAACUUAGCAUGCUAUUACUUGGUAGGGAUUCCUAUUGGAGUUGUGCUUGGAUAUCUUAUUCAUUACAAUGUCAAAGGGAUUUGGAUGGGAAUGUUAUUCGGGACACUUGUUCAAACUAUUGUACUUGUUUUCAUUACCUGGAGAACUGACUGGAAUAAGCAGGUAUUUAGUUACUGAUAGUCCAAGUUUCUACCUUGUAGUGGGGU